CGCUGUACUUCACCAGCAACAUCUGGAGCAAAUUCACACAAGCAAACAAGCAGAGGUUUCUGAAGACCUUCAUUCGUGACCUGAGGAAGAAUGAUAAAGCUUCAGAGACGAAGAUCCUCAACAUGAUGAAUGAGGUCAACAAAAUCUCACGAGUCAAAAUCAAGAGAUCCGCUGAAACAGUAUGUACUGCAGGUCAAACACUGCAGGCUCAGGUGUACAGUGACAUGUUUCCGUUUGCGUAUGAUGUGCCGCAGUUUAACGCCUGCUUGAGCGUCCAAACACUGAAGGACAACCUGGAGGCCGUGACCGAUAGAGUUUACGACAGGAGCUACCAGCGGAUCAUUCUGGACAAACUCAACCAGGCGUAUCCGGGCGGACUGUCUGACCAGGUGCUGCAGGUUUUAGGCUCCGCCUCCCACGUGGCCACACCCGAUGAUGUCAGAAAGUGGAACGUGACGAAGAUCGACACGCUCUCGUCUCUGAUGAACCAACGCAAGGGCGACUGGGACCCGGAGAUGGUCCAGCUGCUGGUCAGUAAGUAUCUGAGUGUGAAUGGAAACACUCUCGGCAGCAACGAGCUGAACGCUCUGGGAGGAACGAACCUGUGUGCGCUGAACACCAGUGUGCUGAACAGCAUCACAGCCGCCAGCGUGGAGUGA
This is a messenger RNA of Sinocyclocheilus rhinocerous, 659 nucleotides long. RefSeq names its product mesothelin-like protein. Gene Ontology annotation, biological process: cell-matrix adhesion. The transcript has 5 exons. The record is from RefSeq and is a predicted model, not a curated record. Bases 123 to 659 code for a protein of 178 amino acids. NCBI's taxonomy places the organism in Eukaryota, Metazoa, Chordata, Actinopteri, Cypriniformes, Cyprinidae. Gene Ontology annotation, cellular component: cell surface.